Messenger RNA from Drosophila eugracilis, 1943 nucleotides. RefSeq names its product putative glycerol kinase 5. Gene Ontology annotation, biological process: triglyceride metabolic process; glycerol-3-phosphate biosynthetic process; glycerol metabolic process. The coding region runs from base 187 to 1854 and encodes 555 amino acids. Gene Ontology annotation, molecular function: kinase activity; phosphotransferase activity, alcohol group as acceptor. The record is from RefSeq and is a predicted model, not a curated record. The transcript has 6 exons. NCBI's taxonomy places the organism in Eukaryota, Metazoa, Arthropoda, Insecta, Diptera, Drosophilidae. Gene Ontology annotation, cellular component: mitochondrion.
UCAUCAUCUGGAGUCGAAACAAAAACAAAAGUCGAGCACUUGAUAAGGAAAUCUGAAUCGCGCACUAUGAGACCUCGCCGAAACACUAACAAUAGCAAUAACAGUAGCGAAAUGGAUAAGUCUGUUCGCCAGUUCGGAGUAACAGCGUCAAAAAGCCAGUGAUUGUCGAAGCGUGCGCCGCGAAACAUGUCGGCGCCCUUAAAAGAAGCUAGAAAAACAACAGAAGCUUCUCAGGAUGUGGGGUCUCCAGGGGAUUCUAGAUCAGGAUCACCUGCUUUUAUUGUCGCUCUAGAUGUGGGCACCACCUGUGUACGGAGUUUCGUUUUGGACCAACAAUGUGUAGUCCGGGGAUCGGCGGUGGAUGCCGUAGAGCUACUGAACCCACAGCCGGGCUAUUUCGAAAUCGAACCGGAGAUUUUAUGGCACAAAAUUGUGAAUGUUAUUACACAGGCGGUGAAGGAUGCCAAUUUAACGCCCUCGGAUCUCACCUGCCUGACUAUCUCGACACAGCGCUGCACCUUCCUCACCUGGGAUCAUCGAAGUGGCGAAUAUUACCACAAUUUUAUCACCUGGAAGGACCUUCGCGCCGAUGAGCUGGUGGAACAAUGGAAUAGCAGUUGGACGAAGAGCUCCAUGAAUUGGUUCUCAUACUCUUUGUUCCUGCUCACCCGUCAAUCCCGAUUCCUCGCAGGAAGCGUCCUUAAACUGAUGAAUGGACAAGUCACGCCGAGGCUGCUCUUCGAGAUAAUGCACAACAAGAAAUUAAAGCAGGCUCUGAUGCAGAAAAAGGCACGCGUGGAGCUUCUGGACUCCUGGAUCCUGCAUAAGCUGAGGACAGGAAACAGCCUGGAUAAGGAUGUGGAGCACAUAACCGAUGUUACCUCGAGUACAGCGACAGGAUUGUACGAUCCCUUCACACUCAGCUGGUCGCCGCUCAUAAGUUGGCUCUUUGGCAUAAAUUCAAAAAUACUGCCGCGUGUGGUAGACAACGGCUACAAGGGCUUCGGGCAUGUGCAUCCUACUGCUUUGGGUCCGGAUUGGGAAAAGACACAUAUUCCUAUCGCUGCCUCUUUAAGUGACCAAACUGCAGCUAUGUGGGGCUCUCAGUGUUUUAAGAAGAACGACGUCAAGGUCACUAUGGGCACUGGAGCUUUCUUAAACUUGGUCACAGGUGACCGUUGUCAUGCAGCCAUUUCUGGAAUGUAUCCCUUGGUGGCUUGGCAGAUCAAAAGACAAGCCAGAAAUCAAGGAGCAAUAUAUUGCAUCGAGGGAGCAUCCCAUGACUUUGGCACAGUGGUAACAUGGGCACAAUCAUGCGAACUCUUUGAAAAUCCUGCGGAUACUGCGGACAUUGCAGAGUCAGUUCCAGACACCAAUGAUGUUUUCUUCAUGCCUGCAUUCAGUGGCCUGGGGCCCCCGGUGAACGAUUAUCGUUCAGCAAGUGGCUUCAUUGGUCUUAGUCCGUCCACCACCAAGGCCCACAUGGUGCGGGCCCUGCUAGAGAGUAUAGUUUUUCGCGUAGUACAACUAAUCGAGGCUGCCGAAAAGGAAACCUCCCAAAAGCUUUAUAUAAUUAGAGUGGAUGGCGGCGUUUCUCGGAAUGACUUUGUCUGCCAAUUCCUGGCCGAUAUCAGCCGGUUGAGAGUGGAGCGAGCGGAGAACACUGAGAGUAGCAUCAUGGGGGCCACAUUUAUGGCAGGCAUUAAUCAUGGUAUCUGGUGUAACGAGGAGGAUCUCAAAUGUUUCCGGCAAGUGGAGCGUGUCUUUAAACCGCGGACCAAGGAGUACAACACUAUAGCAAGCCGGAUGGAGAAAUGGAGACGGACCAUUGCCCGGUUUAGCGACUGGUACUAGGUUUUCUACAAAUUACAAUUUACUUGUUUGGAUUUGUUAUACAUACGUCAGUCAUUAAAUACUUCGCAGACUAGGUAGUGGUAAAAAAA